Messenger RNA from Blastocystis hominis, 1980 nucleotides. RefSeq lists its product as hypothetical. Bases 1 to 1980 code for a protein of 659 amino acids. Lineage: Eukaryota; Bigyra; Opalinata; Blastocystidae. The transcript has a single exon. The record is from RefSeq and is a predicted model, not a curated record.
AUGGAAGUCAAAGAAAAUGGGGAUGUGGAGGAGAAGGCAGCAGAAGUAGAAGCUGAGAAAGAAGCAGAAGCAAAAACAGAAAAGCGUAGAAAGCAAAAGACAGGAAAAAAGAAGGAAGCUGAAUUGAAAACGAAGGAGGAAGCCGCAUUGAAAGUGAAAGAAAGGGAAAAUCUAAAGAGAGAAGAGCGGAGGAAGCAUAGAGAGGCUGUUUUGAAAGAAGCAGAAGAGAAGAGAAAGAGGGAAGCUGAAGAGAAAGCUAAGAAAGAAGCUGAAGAGAAAGCUAAGAGAGAAGCAGAAGAGAAGAAAAAGAAAGAAGCAGAAGAGAAAGCUAAGAAAGAAGCAGAAUUGAGAGCCAAGAAAGAAGCUGAAGAGAAAGCCAAGAAAGAAGCUGAAGAGAAAGCUAAGAGAGAAGCAGAAGAGAAGAGAAAGAAAGAAGCAGAAGAGAAGAGAAAGAAAGAAGCUGAAGAGAAAGCUAAAAGAGAAGCUGAAGAGAAGAGAAAGAAAGAAGCUGAAGAGAAAGCUAAAAGAGAAGCUGAAGAGAAGAGAAAGAAAGAAGCAGAAGAGAAGAAAAAGAAAGAAGCAGAAGAGAAAGCUAAGAGAGAAGCAGAAGAGAAGAGAAAGAAAGAAGCAGAAGAGAAAGCUGAAGAGAAAGCUAAGAAAGAAGCUGAAGAGAAAGCUAAGAGAGAAGCAGAAGAGAAGAAAAAGAAAGAAGCUGAAGAGAAAGCUAAGAAAGAAGCAGAAUUGAGAGCCAAGAAAGAAGCAGAAGAGAAAGCCAAGAAAGAAGCUGAAGAGAAAGCUAAGAGAGAAGCAGAAGAGAAGAGAAAGAAAGAAGCAGAAGAGAAGAGAAAGAAAGAAGCAGAAGAGAAGAGAAAGAAAGAAGCUGAAGAGAAAGCUAAAAGAGAAGCAGAAGAGAAGAGAAAGAAAGAAGCAGAAGAGAAAGCUAAGAAAGAAGCAGAAUUGAGAGCCAAGAAAGAAGCAGAAGAGAAGAGAAAGAAAGAAGCAGAAGAGAAGAAAAAGAAAGAAGCUGAAGAGAAGAAAAAGAAAGAAGCUGAAGAGAAAGCUAAAAGAGAAGCUGAAGAGAAGAGAAAGAAAGAAGCUGAAGAGAAGAAAAAGAAAGAAGCUGAAGAGAAGAAAAAGAGAGAAGCAGAAGAGAAAGCUAAAAGAGAGGCAGAAUUACAAGCAAAGAAAGAAGCAGAAGAGAAGAGAAAGAAAGAAGCAGAAGAGAAGAAAAAGAAAGAAGCUGAAGAGAAGAAAAAGAGAGAAGCAGAAUUGCAAGCUAAGAAAAAAGCUGAAUUGAGAGCCAAGAAAGAAGCUGAAGAGAAAGCUAAGAGAGAAGCAGAAGAGAAGAGAAAGAAAGAAGUUGAAGAGAAGAAAAAGAAAGAAGCAGAAUUGAGAGCAAAGAAAGAAGCAGAAUUACAAGCAAAGAAAGAAGCAGAAUUGCAAGCUAAAAGAGAGGCAGAAUUACAAGCAAAGAAAGAAGCUGAAGAGAAAGCUAAGAAAGAAGCAGAAGAGAAGAAAAAGAAAGAAGCAGAAGAGAAGAGAAAGAAAGAAGUUGAAGAGAAAGCUAAAAGAGAAGCAGAAGAGAAAGCAAAGAAAGAAACUGUAUUGAGAGCAAAGAAAGAAGCUGAAGAAAAAGCAGAAAAUAAAACAUCGAGUAAUAAUUCUACCUCGCAGUCUAUAGCAAAUUCUUCAGUCAUUUCUCCUUCUACCUGUCAGCCUCAUCGUCAUUUUAUAUCUACAGCCCUUGCUAAAGGAACUCACUUCUUAAAAAGUAUGGUUUCCAACCUUCCAUUGCCCUCUUUACCCCACAGAAAAAGAGACGCUCCCUCUGAAUCGAAUGAUACUCGACAAACGAAAAAGCAACGAAUUUCUGAUAUUUCGAAAGAUUCUAUUGCCAAAAAGACGUUAUCAUUUGAGACCAACUCUCGCAUUAUUUCUACUGCUGCAUUUGCUGUGGUCACAUGGUUAGCUGCUAAAUAG